AUGGCUGCACCUUUCAUUCUGCUGGUUCUGUGCUGGGAGUUUAGACUGAGCUGCAGUGCGCAUGGUUCGCCCGAAUGGUUCAGAAACAUUUCUACCAGUCUCUUCAGUUUGUCUGGGGACAUUAUGCUGGGAGGGCUCUUUCCCAUUAACCAGCUCACCAGCAACCUCAGCCAGAGGAGGGAGCCUAACAACGUUAGCUGUGAAAGGUUAAAUGAACAUGGACUAGGACUUGCUCUUGUAAUGAAAUAUGCAGUGGAUGAGAUCAACGGAAACCAAAUUCUGCUCCCUGGCAUCAAGUUGGGUUAUGAAAUCUAUGACACAUGCACACAGUCUGCCAUCAUCAUGAAGCCCAGUAUCUCCUUCUUCACUGUAAAAUCUAACAAAGUACUAUUUGUGGAGUGUAAUUACACCGACUACGAGACCAGCGUAUCAGCCGUGAUUGGUCCUUAUAGCUCAGAAAUGGUGUCCAUCAUUGGAAAACUCAUGGGAUUCUUUCUGAUGCCACAGAUUAGCUAUGGUGCGACCAGUGACAAAUUCAGUGACAAUCAUCUCUACCCAUCAUUCUUCCGUACGGUGCCCAGCGACAAAUGGCAAGUGGAUGUUGUGGCGCGUCUGCUGAAAGAGUUUAAAUGGAACUGGGUGGCAGUGGUGGGCAGUGAAGAAGAGUAUGGACAACAAGCUGUGCAGACAUUCUCCAAAAUUGCAGAAAAUAUGUCUGUGUGUGUGGCCUAUCAGGGGCUUAUUCCAGUAUACACUGACCCUGAACCAGCGGUCAAGACCAUCAUCAACAAUAUCCAAGCAACCAACGUCAGAGUGGUUGUGGUCUUUUCUCUCCCAGAGCCAACUGAGGUCUUUUUUAAAGAGGUUAUCAGGAGGAAUAUAACAGCUGUGUGGAUUGCCAGCACAAGUUGGGCCGUCCAUAAUCGACUGACUUCUCUCCCCAAUAUUCAAACGGUGGGUACAAUCAUUGGAUUCAUUGACAAGAUACAGACCCUGGAUCUGCUCACUGCCUACACACAGGAGCUCUUUAACAAACUGAGCAAGGAAAGGAUGAAGACAUCGCGUCCACCUCCAAAGUCUGGCAAUCCUGACAAUCCCUGCUCACAAUGUUGGAACUUAUCACCUGCUAAUAUUAGCUUGGUGAAAGAUCUUGCAGUGCAGCACAAAGCUUUCAGUGUGUAUGCUGCCGUCUACAGUGUGGCACAGGCAUUGCAUAACCUGCUGGGAUGCAAUUCAACUGCCUGUGCAUGGGGAUCUGAAACCAAAAUCUAUCCCUGGAAGCUGUUGGAGGUUUUAAGGAAUACUUCUGUAAACAUAAAUGGAACACAUUUAGUGUUCGACAGUAAUGGCAACCCAAACAUAGGAUACAGUGUAGUUGAGUGGGUCUGGAAACCCUCGGGUGUAGAUUUUAUAGAUGUUGGAAGUUUUAAUGAACAACUGUCCAUCAACAAGUCCCUCUUCAAAUGGCACACUGCAAACUCAGAGGUUCCUCAGUCCACCUGUUCAGCAGCAUGUGAGACAGGCCAGGUCCGCAGAGUCAAAGGCUUCCAUUCCUGCUGUUUUGAUUGUAUCGACUGUUUGCCAGGUACUUACCAGGCAGAUAAAGAUGACAUCCAGUGUACUAAAUGCCCUGCAGGUCAAUGGUCCCUGAUCCACAGUACUAAUUGCACUAAACCCACCUUUGACGUUUUGUCCUGGGACACACCUGAAGCUCUGGAAAUGACGCUGGCUGGGGUGCUGUUGCUGCUGUGUCAGGCAUCAGUCAGUGUGGUGUUCCUGAAGCACCGGGGGACUCCAUUGGUAAUGUCGUCGGGUGGGGCCCUGAGUUUUUUGGCUUUGCUCAGCCUGAUGGGAGCCUGCCUCAGUCUGCUGCUCUUCCUUGGGCAGCCAGGAGACGUAGUGUGUCGUCUUCAGCUCCCCCUCACCUCCAUUUUCCAAACAGUCGCCCUCUCCAUUAUCACGGCCAUCUCACUACAGAUAUUCUACGUGACAGAGUUCCCAGAGACAGCCGCCUCUCACCUGCACAUACUGAGAGGCCCUGGAAGUUGGAUGUUUGUGCUGGUCUGCUGUGCUGUGCAGGCUGGUCUCUGUGGCUGGUUUGUGCGGGAAGGGCCCUCGCUGUCUGAACAUGUGGCAAAUAUGAAAAUAAACUUUGUGAGGGCCUUUCUGUCAUGUCCAGUGUUACCUUUAAUUGGAUUUCCCUUAAUGCAAGGUUUCAACACUGUAAUGGCCCUUAUUUCAUUCAUGUGCACCUUCAUGGCAGUGAAACCUCUUCAUCAGUAUAACCUUUCCAGGGACAUCACCUUUUCCUCCCUGAUCUACUGUGUGAUUUGGGUGACCUUUAUUCCAAUCUACAUGGGCUUGACUGACAAGAACAAGUCCAUUGUCCAUGUUUCUUUCACUCUGGUGAGCAACUUGGGACUGGUGGCAGCCUACUAUUUCCCAAAAUGCUACUUUCUGUUGAGGAAACCCGAUUUCAAUACACCAGAGCACUUCUGUACCUUCCUAGAGGGCGUCCCAACACCAGGUCAGGAGGAGCCACAGCCACAGCCGCAGUCGGAGCAAUAA
Molecule: messenger RNA, 2568 nt
Organism: Xiphias gladius (swordfish)
Lineage: Eukaryota; Metazoa; Chordata; Actinopteri; Istiophoriformes; Xiphiidae
Product: taste receptor type 1 member 3
Exons: 8
Coding region: 1-2568 (855 amino acids)
Biological process (GO): sensory perception of sweet taste; G protein-coupled receptor signaling pathway; sensory perception of umami taste
Cellular component (GO): membrane
Molecular function (GO): G protein-coupled receptor activity
Source: RefSeq, a predicted model, not a curated record